Messenger RNA from Durusdinium trenchii, 798 nucleotides. The record is from the annotation of a GenBank genome assembly. Lineage: Eukaryota; Dinophyceae; Suessiales; Symbiodiniaceae.
AUGGCUGAAGCCCCUUGCCCCGCUCAGACCAUGCAGGUGACGUUCAUUCAGAAGAGGUUGCUCUUACAGAAGCGACGGAGAUCCCGAGCUGAACGACAGGUUCGAGUGAUGCCGGUCAUCCUCUCCAGUGGGCAUGGUGGCCAGUCUGAAGAGGAGGACAUAACAGGCCCCACCAUGAGUGCGGUCAUCUCCGGCGAACCUCUUCACCCGGCGCUUUCGCAAUCCGAGGAAGCUGCGGAGGAGAACGUGCGGCCUCUCACACAGGCCAUUCUGAACAGUGUGCUAGUGCGCAGCGUCGAAGAGGUCGAAGCCGUCGAGGACAAACAGGCGGAAGAGUCCUUCAUGGGACCCAGCGACAGCCUGGUGGACUUGGUGGAUUCGAACCUCACCGAUUCCAUCAACCCGGAAGGUGUGGAACAAAUGAGCUCGUUCCCUGCAGAGAUGUCGAUCGGCUCCUUUGAAGGCUCAGUGGAUGUGGACAUGCUUGCAUCAGUGGGUGCCCCGCGCGAGGAGACUCCCAGAUUUCCAAAGGAACCGGAGGAGCCACCCGAGGCCUUAGAGUCUGAGUUGCGUUCCGGGCCCCUGCGACGCAGCACCUCUGCUGCGCCAGCCUUGGGCUUGAAAAGGGAUGCGAAUGAUGGGGAGCCACAAGAGCAGCCCAGCAAGCCGCAAAAGAAGAAAGCUGGAACGAUGCAUGGCUGGUUCAGCAGCCUUUGGAGAUCCACCAAGGUCCAGGAUGCUCCUGCUUCAUCCCAGUCACUGAAAGGUACCGAGAGCUCAGUCGUGCCAAGCAAAUAG